UUUUUUCCACUCCCGCUUCCGUUACUCUCUCUCUCGUACUCGCCACGGAACGCCAAGCAAGCUCGAGCCUCGCAGCAAUGGCGUCGCCGGGGGCCAAGGUCUCGUUCCGCGUGCUCCUCGCCGUCCUCGCCGUCCUCGUCCUCUUCUACGUCGGUCGCCCCCUCUACUGGAAAAUCUCCGCCACCGUCCACGACAUCCGCCAGAACAAGCAGACCGUCAAGCAGGGGUUGUCCCAGAUUGUGUACGAAGCGCAGAAGUCGGUCGGGUGGUUCCACGACGAAUCCGACUCCGGCGCCCGGGAGGAUCGCGGGAUGGGAGGGGCGUCGGCGGCGAGUCGGAGGCUGCUUUACGAGGCCAAUCUGUGAAAUUGAUCGGUUUGAUCGAUUUGAUCGAUUGAUCUGUAAGUUAUGCUGUGGAACUGCAAAGUGGAUAGUGGCUGCAUUGUAAUGAAAUUCGGAUUGGUGUCUGGAUCAUUGUAUCUCCAUACUCGUUUGAUGAAUUGGCUGCGAAUUCGCCCUCGGCCUAGUGGGGGUAUUAGGAUGUGAUGGUGUGUAUUCCAUAAAGGUGUCUUUGUUUCUGCAACUGGGAAUGGUAGAGUGUUACGCCGCGUCGAAACUUUGUUUCUUCAGAGGAGUAUCUUCUGCAUUAUAUGGGAUAUAGUCAAGUGGUGGAUACAUGUUUCAGCUUGAGACGGUGCAAACUUGAUAUGCAUGUAUAUUGAAGUAUUUUGGUAUGUGGCCACAAAUAGAAACUUGUGUAUA
Syzygium oleosum is the source of this 761-nucleotide messenger RNA. RefSeq lists its product as uncharacterized. The transcript has 2 exons. Bases 78 to 365 code for a protein of 95 amino acids. Lineage: Eukaryota; Viridiplantae; Streptophyta; Magnoliopsida; Myrtales; Myrtaceae. The record is from RefSeq and is a predicted model, not a curated record.